CUAAUUUAAUAUCUGCGCAUUUGUCGCUACUCGUGGUUUAAGAAAUAUUACUGUCGUUUGUUAUAAUGACAAGAAAACACACCAGCUGUAUUCAACCAUCUAGCUAGCAGUCAACAGUGAAUGCAUUUUUAGGUCUCAAAAUGUCGUAUAACAUUUUUUAAUUCACAGGCUAAAAUGUAUUAUUAAUCAUGCACUUGUUAAUAACAUUAAUAUUUGUUGUAAAAUGUUGUUGGCCACUUCAGUUGAGUUGCACGCACAUUUGUGUGGCAUUUCGGAUCUCUGAAAGGUUAAAGGUUGAAGUUGAAUGAGUCGGCGCGCCAAAUCAAAACACUUUGCAGACAGGAAACUUGAUGGGUGCGAUCUAAACAACAGAUAGCGUGCAAUGGAUCUCAGUGACUUUGAAGCUGACAACUCUGUCAGCUGCCGCCUGUCCUCCGCCAUUCCGGACAUCUGCCGGACAAGAGACUGCUGCCUGGGCAUUGACGAGGCGGGCAGAGGACCUGUGCUUGGGCCCAUGGUUUAUGGGAUAUGUUUCUGCCCCAUUGACAGGAAGGAGGAUCUGAAAGAGCUGAAAGUUGCAGAUUCGAAGACACUGACAGAAGUUGAGCGGGAGAAUCUCUUCCAGAAGCUGGAUGAGGCAAAGGGUUUUGUGGGCUGGGCCCUGCAGAUCCUUUCCCCCAACACCAUCUCCACCAGCAUGCUCCAGAGGACAAAGUACAAUCUGAACGCGCUGUCCCAUGAUGCAGCCAUUGGCUUGGUGCAGUAUGCCCUGGAUUGCGGUGUGCAGCUCAAAGAGGUGUUUGUGGACACUGUGGGCCCAGCGGAGAAGUACCAGGACAAGCUGUCCCAGAGGUUCCCUGGGGUGGAGGUGACCGUGCGGCCCAAAGCUGACUCACUCUUUCCCAUCGUCAGUGCUGCCAGCAUCUGUGCCAAGGUUGCCAGGGACCAUGCGGUGAACUCCUGGAAGUUUGUGGAAGACCUUGUUGAUGUGGACCUUAAAUAUGGCUCAGGAUAUCCUAAUGACCCAAAGACGAAGAGCUGGCUGCAGAAGUACCUGGACCCGGUGUUUGGGUACCCGCAGUUUGUGCGCUUCAGCUGGAGCACCACGAGGACCCUCCUGGACGACAAGGCUGUGGCAGUUCACUGGGACGAUGACGAGGAGGAUGGAGAGAAGGCUGCUGCUCGGAUGAACUGCUCCUCCAUGCUGUCCUACUUUGCGAAGGGCCAGAGCUCUGCCCGAGAGACACACCGCUUCUUUUCUGAAAGGAGGCUGCAGUCCCUGGACACGCUGUGAGAGUGGGCACAGGGCAAGCCCAUCUUGUUCAUAUACACUUAUAUACAGUACACACACACACACUGUGAGAGGGGGCACAGGGCAGGACCAUCUUGUUCAUAUACACUUAUAUACAGUACACACACACACUCACACACUGUGAGUGGGCACAGGGCAGGACCAUCUUGUUCAUAUACACUGAUACACUGUACUCACUGACACACACACACUGUGAGAGAGGGCACAGGGCAGGACCAUCUCGUUCAUAUACACUGAUAUACAGUACUCACUGACACACACACACACACACUGUGAGCGAGGGCACAGGGCAGGAUCAUCUUGUUCAUAUACACUGAUACACAGUACUCACUGACACACACACACCGUUCUCCAGGCAUCCUCUGUGUUUUGAAGUCAAGCUCCUGUGGAACUACAGGCUCCUUUAGUGGAGCAACUGUCGAAUGAUGGUGACCAGGUAAACCAAUCUCUGGAGCUGGUUCUCAGUGGUACACUUUCAGUGUUUUCUGUUUUUGUAUUGAUAAUAAAUUUGUAUUGCCAAAAGUU
Conger conger (European conger) is the source of this 1837-nucleotide messenger RNA. RefSeq names its product ribonuclease H2, subunit A (gene rnaseh2a). The transcript is spliced from 9 exons. The record is from RefSeq and is a predicted model, not a curated record. Gene Ontology annotation, molecular function: RNA-DNA hybrid ribonuclease activity; RNA binding. Gene Ontology annotation, biological process: DNA replication, removal of RNA primer; mismatch repair. Gene Ontology annotation, cellular component: ribonuclease H2 complex. Bases 383 to 1294 code for a protein of 303 amino acids. Lineage: Eukaryota; Metazoa; Chordata; Actinopteri; Anguilliformes; Congridae.